This is a messenger RNA of Rhinichthys klamathensis goyatoka, 432 nucleotides long. Its product is annotated as galectin-5-like. Gene Ontology annotation, molecular function: carbohydrate binding; galactoside binding. The transcript has 4 exons. Gene Ontology annotation, biological process: negative regulation of CD4-positive, alpha-beta T cell proliferation; negative regulation of type II interferon production; positive regulation of gene expression. The record is from RefSeq and is a predicted model, not a curated record. Gene Ontology annotation, cellular component: nucleus; cytosol. The coding region runs from base 1 to 432 and encodes 143 amino acids. Lineage: Eukaryota; Metazoa; Chordata; Actinopteri; Cypriniformes; Leuciscidae.
AUGACUCUGCAACAGCAACCGCCGUUUCUCUGGCCAAUGGUCCCGUAUAAAAGCAUCAUCCGCGGCGGACUUCAACCUGGCAAAGUCAUCACCGUCCAAGGAAUCAUCAAAUCCCAAGCGGAGAGCUUUGAGCUUAAUCUGCAUCACAAAUUUGGAAUUGCAUUUCACUUCAAUCCUCGUUUUGAUCAGAAUGUGGUUGUCCGCAACACUUUUGAGAAUGGGAAAUGGGGCGAUGUGGAGGAACGAUCUGGAUCCAUGCCGUUUAAAAGAGGGGAACAGAUUCUGGUGACCAUUUUCUGCAGUCGUGAUCAUUACAAGGUGUUUGUCAAUGGUGAAGAAACUCACACUUACAAACAUCGCUUCACUAAACUGGAGGAGAUCGAUGUUUUGGAAGUUGGCGGAGACAUACAGCUGGCCUUUGUGCAGCCCUAA